Paramuricea clavata is the source of this 1401-nucleotide messenger RNA. Lineage: Eukaryota; Metazoa; Cnidaria; Anthozoa; Malacalcyonacea; Plexauridae. The record is from the annotation of a GenBank genome assembly.
AUGAGUACUUCAAGAGUUGACGAAGAUACGCAUGAAGACACACAGCCUCAGAUAUUUGCCGAGGAAACAGACAAUGUUGAUAUACAAUCAACAGGCAAUCGACAGCAGAGUAAUCGUCAGUCAAGUACAGAAGAAACAAGCUCGGUUGACCACGAUGAGAGUGAAAAGGGAAAAUCAGGAAAGAUCGAUCGCCUCAGACAGCGACGAAUAACAGCUCUUUGUGCCGUGACACGACAAAGGAAUGCAUUGUCUGCCUUUAUGACUGAUAGUAACAAUUUGCAUCUGGUCAAACUUGAGUUGUCUCAUUUGGAAGAACGCUUUGUAGAAUAUAGGAAAGCGUGUGAUUCUCAUCUAAAAGAACUAAGCGAAGACGAGGCAAAACAAGCUGUAAUCGAGCAUAACAAGUUAAAAGAAAAAGAUAUUGUAAUAUACCUAAGUCAAGUGUCGUCAUGGAUCACUGAAGCAGAACAUAAUUUAUCUGACCGCCUGGAAUCGUUAAGCAGCAAAGUCUCUGAUCGCACUCGAGCAUCUCACCACACUCGCGCAUCCAAGACUAGUUCAAGAUCGUCAAAGCUUUCUGCCAGACGGCAAGAAAAGGUCAGAUUGGCUGAGCUGAUAGCCGAGAGAUCCAUGUUAAAGAAAAGACAAGCUCUUAAGAAUGCGGAAGAAGAUCUAAAAUUGGAAAUAGAGAUAGUCAAGACGGAAGCGAGGGAGAAAGCUUUGGCGGAAAUGAGCGAAGAUGAAUUGUAUAGUUAUAAGUCAAGACGUCCCGUGUCCUUGUCGACCGCAUCAUCCUACCAACAGCUUCCUGCUUCAAAGGUGCCUUGUCAAAGUUUUCCUUCUAAAGUACAGAUAGCAAGCCAACCAAGUGAAAUAUCGCAUAAUGCUACAGAAAGACGUAGUGUGAUGCGCGGUGGUCAAACAUUGCCUCAACGUAGAAACCAGUCUUGUGAUUCAAAACAUUCAAAACCGCAACAAGUACAAUCUCCAUCAAAUGCUCGACCAUUUGAAUACGAAUUCCAUACGUUCGUAAAUCCCACCUCAGCGUCAAAUGUUAACAAUGGAAUAGGAGUUGCAAAGAAUCCCCCUGAUAAAGAACCGAGCCCAAAUACAGCCAACGUGACAGAAAGUGUGCUUGAAAGUAUGAUGUUACUUCAGCAAAGACAAACUGAAACAUUGAUAUCAACCCAUCAACAGCUCACCGCUUCAAUGACUUUACCACAACCAUCUAUAAACGUAUUUAAAGGUGAUCCUCUAGAAUACAGAACUUUCGUUAUGUCCUUUGACACCCGAAUACAGUAUCGAGUUAAUAACAACGCAGACCUACUGUAUUAUUUAAACCAACAUUUGAGUGGAGAACCGAAAGAUAUGAUUGAAGUUUACACAUGGAUCCGGAAAUAG